GGCACUUUUUUACAUCCCGAUUUAAUGCAGAAAUGGUUUGUCGUCUUCGGUAGUGUAAUAAUUAUAUUGUUAUCCUGAUACGAAGGCAUACUCCACACACGUCUUGAAAUAUUCAGUUAUCACAAGGAAUGAUGGUAGAAGUAGUAUCCUGAUACAAAGACUUACUCAACUCAUAUUUUGAAAUAUCCGCUAAUCAUCAGGAACGAUGGAAGUGGACGCGGAAUCGCGGCCGGAGAGCUCAACUGGCGCACCAAGCAAGGAUAUUAAUACACUAGAACAUCCAGCAGUCGAUGAAGUCGAAGAAUUCAACGGGCAUCUAAAACGCCUUCCACAAACCAACAACUACACAAAGUAUAAGGGAUUUUUAAUCUAUGGCCUCCAGUAUCCAACCAAUAUCUUAUCAGGUUAUGCUGAUCGAGUCAAAGGAGAUUCAUACUAUGUGUGUCAACUGCAUUACAAGCCGGCGUCGUUUAGUUGUUUUUCCUGCCGCUUGUACAGUGAAAAGGGAACUAUUGCCGGAAGUGUUGGUGUGUUCGAAUUCAUGCCAGUGCCGAAUAUGCGGGAUUAUGAAGAACUGACAAAAGAAAUCUGGAAGUGUUAUGGCAAUGUGGCACCAGUGAAAGUCAAAAUUAUGCGCAGACCCGGCGAAUAUGAACAAGGCUGCGCCAUGCUUGCUUUAGUUCACGCUUACAUUUUUGUGGACGAACAGCCUUUCUGGAAUGAAAUUUAUAAAAAACAGUUCCGCCCGCACGUAUUGAAAAAAUGGAUGGACGACUGGCGUGAUGGAAAUAUGCAUCCUCCCGAGAAUUUCGAUACCAAAAUCGCAUUCGUAAAGCACCCAAAUGUUAUUCUGCCCAUAACGCAAACGGUCAUUGACGAAAUAGAGGCAAGAGAGAGUAUUCCAGAUAUUUCCACGUCUUCAGGGACAACGCCCACUUUAAGGAUGCCCAAACACACAAAAACACGAAGGAAUGUCGGAUCUGCCAAAAAAGGGUCCCAAGGCCGUCGAGGCAGCCAAAUUGACAAACGAGACACUACUUCCGCGUCAGAUACGGAAGCUGAAAGCGUAGAUCCUCGUCAAAACGCAAGACACAAAUCGCAAUCGGAGAUCUUUCCGUCCGAAACGAGUAUGGAAACUGAUGACGCAGCUGCUCCGACUAAAUCCAAAGGAAAACCUGGAUUUACUAAUCCUAAAACUAUGGAAAUCGGAAAAAUUGUGAACGAUCUACUCCUUAAAAGCCAAAAGUUUGGGAGAAUUCCGAAAUUUCUUGCUAAUAUGGCGUUUCGACCAGAUAAAAGUUUCAGCGACGAGUCUGACGACUUGAUACUAUUCAAACGCAAGGAAUAUGCAUUUCUCUUGGAGGAAUUAACUGGUGUCCUAAACCAGAAUGGGGCACGUUUCCCGAAGCAUCGCCUGUAUUAUUACGUGUCUGGCCCACCUGGUACAGGCAAAUCCUGUGCAGCUUUAAGUUUUGCGAUAUGCGCGGCAAGUGGUAAGGCAGUUAACAACCUUAAUGAUGACACAAAGCUCGUGAGAUUAGACGCGCAGUGGGCCGUGCGCUGGAUCAAAUUGCCCGACAAUUCCCACAGCCUGGGAACCUGCAUUAAUUUCUCGAAUGACGGGGAACAGUUAAAAACUACUAUAGAAGAAUUCAAAGGUUGUGGCGAGGGUGUUGUCACAGAACUUCUGUCAGACAUUGACGACCAAGAACGGCGCGUGGUAUUUAUUGAUGGGUACAGGCAGGAGGAAUUUAUAAAAGAUUUGGAGGUACGAUUUAAGAACUGGAGGAAAGCUGAUUCGCUGUUAACGGGAGGAAACGUAGCAGACUUGAAAAAAAAACGUAGGUUGAUAUUUAUUUCCUCAAUGGACGCAAAAUCGCCAUCCGACGGUAACAAGGGUUGUAAAGUGACACAUUGUUCAUGGACGACAGCGGAGUUUACUGCCGCCGUGAUGAACGAUGAAUUUUAUAAUUCCGUUCGAGAAACCUUUGAAGAAGAUUACCUGGAUGAUCUGGACAUCGGAGAAACUUUGAAACAAAUUGAAAUGCCCAAAACAGCCCAAAAGCAACCAAAUACAGAACAAGACGAGAUAAUGCCACCGACCGCCGAACUGGACGAGAUAACGCCACUGACCGCGGAACAGGACGAGAUGACGGCGGAACAGAACGAGAAAAAGCCACUGACCGUACAAGAGGCCAAGAAGUUGCUUAUUAAAAAAAAGACUGGCGUAGCAGGCAGCUCCGCCCGUUACAUGUUCUUUUACAAUCUGCAAGAAAUCAGAGACGACAUUAACAGCGCGUUUGAAGAUGAUGAACUGGUAAAAGACAAAACGAAGACGAGUAAAUUGUAUGGACGGGAGCGCGAAAGCCUUGAUGAAACUUUUAGCGUAUACCUAAGCAGAUAUGUAAUAAACAAAUUUAACCAGAUGGGGAAACCAGAAGCUGUUAAAAAAGAAUGGAAUAAAACUGUGUUCAACAAACGUGCAGCGUUCCAUGGGAAUUAUUUUGAACGGUUUAUCUUCGCUAUAACUCGCCACGGAAUAUCAACUGGGGACGAUGUGACACGCUCGACUACGUUUAGCAUCAAAGCCUAUAAAGGAUCCCCAAUAUUCCCAUAACUAGGACUCCCAACUUGGCGGUGCAAUAAUCAUCUGAGUUUCGUUUUCACAACCUUAAAUAGCGAAGAUAACAAACGGAACCUCAAGGAAAUAACAAACAGAGGGAAAACCGAAUUCUGGAUAUUUCCGGAAUCGGAAUAUCAGCCAGCGUUCGAUGCUAUUUACGUAAAUCUCAAUAACGGUGGAAAAGUUACCUUCGUUCAGAUUACCGUGAAACAGAGAAAAGAAUCGUGUGACACGGAAAAAUUACAAGAAUAUCUUUACCGGUUAUGCGAUGAAGUGGAGCUCUUUGGGAAAAAACCUGGCGGGAAGGGGCGCUCUACCAGAAACAGGCCUCGCAACCUGGUAAAAGGGCCUAACGAUGUGGAAUUUUGUUAUUUGAUUCCACACGAGCACCCGAAUUUCACGUUUUCUGAGCCCAAGAAAGUAAUCGUCCAUUUGCCCGGAUGGCCUGGGACAGAGGUACCAGAAAAGGGAAAAAAUAAGAAUUCACUACUACAGAUUCGACACCCACCAGUUUAUGAACUAGUGGACUGGAAUUAUGAUUUGGGAAAAAACCAAUAAAGGAAAAUGUCAUAAGAAACAACUUAUUUUUUUGCCAUCGCUAUAAAAGAGAUUUCAGCACUGAAGCAGGCGCAAGGUACGUGAUAAUUACACCCUGCUGCAGAUGACGUACAGGUUGAUGCGAAUGGCCCCGGUGAGUCGGAAAGAGCACUGUGCGCGAAUACCUUUGUGAGGUUCUGAGUUCCAUUAUUUUCUGAAUGUAGAUACUUUGAGUUUUUGAAACACAGCAUUUUGUACAACUAAUUCUUUUCUUAUCCUUCGACAAGCAAUGCAAAGAACCUGACCUUAGUUUUCUCCACUAAACUUGUACUACUUCCUACUAGAAAGGUGUCGAAAUUUGUUGCAAAAAAACCGACGAUGAAACCAACCCGUAAAACCUUGACUGCAUGCAACGGCAUAGUUAGUGAACCUGAAUGAUGGAGCGUAGAUGUA
Molecule: messenger RNA, 3613 nt
Organism: Paramacrobiotus metropolitanus
Lineage: Eukaryota; Metazoa; Tardigrada; Eutardigrada; Parachela; Macrobiotidae
Exons: 5
Coding region: 206-2617 (803 amino acids)
Source: RefSeq, a predicted model, not a curated record